AAGAGCUUCCCUUCGUGCCUCUCUCGCUAUCUCAGCCUAUCUUCUUUCUACUAUCAGCCACCCUCCAUUACCAUCCAUCCAAACCAACCAAUCGAAGGAACCCAAUUCCUCCCCCCUCAACUUACACACAAACAACUUGAACACAAACAACAACAAUAACAACAACCACAAACCACUUUCAAAAUGUUCGCCCGCAUCUCCACCGCUUCCGCUCUCACUGCCCGUCAGACCCUCGUCGCCGCUCCCGCGCGGAGGACCAUUGCCUCUACCGCCAGCCUGAAGCUCAAGGAGUCGUCUAACACCGACCCCGACCCCCAAGCCUACGAGAAGCACAAGCAGGAAUCCCUCCAGAAGCAGAAGGAGGGCAAGGGUCAAUGGAAGCCCGAGCUUGCCUCCAACAGCGAGGAGAACGUCAAGGCCGACCGCCUGUCGGACGCCGAGUUUGCCGAGGCCAGCAAGCGUGAGCUGGAGAAGCAUACCAAGAACUGAAGGGAGGCCCAGUCAAAGGGAACUGAAUUUUCUUUCGAAAGCAUGAGAAGGAGUAUGAUGAGCUCAUGAGGUUUUCUUUUUUCGGGUUAAUUUCUUAAUUUUUUUCUUUUUGUCCUUUGUUAGUUGCGAAGCAACUCUUGCAUUUUCAGCCAUCAAUGGGAGGAUGAUGAGAGGAUAACACUACAAUUGCAUUACGGUAGUGUUUGGGAUGAGGAUCAUUCAGGGAGAUAGACACUGGCCAUCUUUGCAUGCGUGGAUAUGAUGGUUCAUGUGUUAUCAAAUUGAAGAGGAUUUGAAAC
Messenger RNA from Neurospora tetrasperma FGSC 2508, 788 nucleotides. RefSeq lists its product as uncharacterized. The transcript has 2 exons. NCBI's taxonomy places the organism in Eukaryota, Fungi, Ascomycota, Sordariomycetes, Sordariales, Sordariaceae. The record is from RefSeq and is a predicted model, not a curated record. Bases 184 to 489 code for a protein of 101 amino acids.